UUCUUCAGUUUUGACCAAUUUAAAGCGGAAUUUUUUUUUCUGGGUAUUUCAUUUACUGAGUGUGGAGAUGGAGUCACUUAUGAGCAUGGAAGCUUUUGUUUCACUGCUUAAUUUGAAAGCCAGAGAAUUUCUUAUGGAACGGAAUGCUGAUGUGGGCAAAGAUAUAAUUAGCACAUUACCUGACUCUAUUCUACUUCACAUUCUUUCCUUCCUUCCCAUCAAAGAUGUUUUAAGAACUUCUGUAUUGUCGACAAGAUGGAAAUAUCUUUGGACUUCUAUUUCCAAUAUUGAUUUUGAUGAGACUAGUAAUAAUUUUCCAUCAGGCAUGAGGGCAAGCAUUCGGGAUUCAGUGAAUAAAGUAUUUCUCCUCCAUGAUCCUUCAAGUAUACAAAAGUUCCGUCUUAGGAGUAGAAGGAGUGUCAGCAGAUCACGUCUUAAUUCAUGGGUAUCGACUGCAAUAAGUCAUAAGGUUGAAGAGCUUGAUCUUGACUUGCCUGUUUCACCAUCCUUUAAGUUGCCUGAUACCCUUUUUACCUCUGAUACGCUCAGCAUAUUGAAAUUGAAUAUGGAAAUAGUGUUCAAGGUUCCCAGGUUCACACGCUUCUCAAACCUUAGAACUCUAUCUCUAAGGAAGGUUAAAUUUCAAGGUAACCAAUAUGCUGAACAUCUUUUUUCUGCUUGUCUAGUUCUCCAAGAGUUGGUUUUAUACAAAUGCGUUUUGGUGGAUACCACGAGAAUCACCAUUUCUAUUCCUACUUUAAGGAAAUUGGAAAUCCGUCGUCCUCUCCCCCUAGACUAUCAAUUAUAUGGAUGUUGUGUCACAGUUUGUGCAGAAAAUCUGAUCUCUCUUAGUUGCAAAAGGUGUGCAGUAGUUGAACUUGUACUAAGUAACCUAUCUUCAAUGAAGGAUGCAUAUAUUGAUGAAGAAUGUUCCGGAUAUCAGGAUAAUGAAUUUACUAGACGUGUUAUAGAAGUAUUAGGUGGAAUGCAUAAUGUCCAGUCGCUUAGAUUGUCAUAUGAUACCCUUCAGGUGAUUAAGAAGAUGUACGAUUAUACAAACGAGGAAGUGUUGAUGUCCUUUCUUGAGAAAUCACCUAAUGUAAAAACUCUUGAGUUACCUGAGGUUUGG
Pistacia vera is the source of this 1129-nucleotide messenger RNA. Its product is annotated as F-box/LRR-repeat protein At4g14096-like. The annotation marks the transcript as partial. Gene Ontology annotation, molecular function: protein binding. The transcript has 4 exons. NCBI's taxonomy places the organism in Eukaryota, Viridiplantae, Streptophyta, Magnoliopsida, Sapindales, Anacardiaceae. The record is from RefSeq and is a predicted model, not a curated record.